Messenger RNA from Hippocampus zosterae (dwarf seahorse), 1944 nucleotides. It is a transcript of the gene bin2b, whose product is annotated as bridging integrator 2b. Bases 191 to 1762 code for a protein of 523 amino acids. Gene Ontology annotation, molecular function: protein binding; phospholipid binding. Gene Ontology annotation, cellular component: plasma membrane; podosome; phagocytic cup. Lineage: Eukaryota; Metazoa; Chordata; Actinopteri; Syngnathiformes; Syngnathidae. The transcript has 13 exons. The record is from RefSeq and is a predicted model, not a curated record. Gene Ontology annotation, biological process: phagocytosis, engulfment; plasma membrane tubulation; podosome assembly.
AUACGAGUUUUCUCUGUAUGUUUUGAAUGUAAUGCUGACAAUUUAUUGCUCUGCUUGGUUUUUUUGCGUCACUUCGCUUCAUCGGACGGACGAAAUCGACGCGCAUGCUUUUCAGGCAAGCGAACGUCGUCUUUCAAGAGGAAGCACACGAGGCAAUUUUCUACCGUUGUAAGGCGAACCGGAGAGGACCAUGGCCGAGAAUAGUAAGACGGGUCCGAACCUGCAGGCCGGUGCUGGAUUCCUUGCCAAAAGGGUCCAGAAGUCAUUGAAUCGCGCACAAGAAAUGGUCCUUCAAAAACUGGGCAAAACCGUGGAGACCAAGGAUGAACAUUUUGAGGUUUGCUUGCAGAACCUCAACAAACAACAGGUCGAUGGAAACAGGUUGCUUAAAGAUGUUAAGGCCUACUACAGUGCUGUGAAAGCUGUGCACGAGACAUCGAAGCGGCUGUCUCAGACGUUGCAAGACGUCUACGAAGCCGAGUGGAACGGAAUGGAGGACCUCGCCGUCAUUAUCGGAAGUGAAGAUUUACUCUGGAACGACUAUGAGGAGAAAAUGAAUGACCAGAUUGUGCGCACCAUGGAAAACUAUACAAGCCAAUUUCCAGAGGUCAAGGAAAGAGUCGCUAAGCGUGGCAGAAAGCUGGUGGACUACGAUUCAUCACGGCAUCACGUGGAAGCGCUGCAGGGUGCCAAGAAAAAGGAUGAUGCUAAAAUAGCGAAGGCAGAGGAGGAGUUCAACAAAGCCCAGAUUGUCUUUGAAGAGAUCAAUAAUGAGCUGAGGGAGGAGCUACCUCUUCUAUAUCAGAGCCGCAUCGGUUGCUACGUGACAGUCUUCCAAAACGUUUCCAAUCUGAGAGAUGUCUUCUAUAAAGAAAUGAGUGUGCUGAACAAGGAUUUGUACAACGUGAUGAAGAAACUCGAAGAUCAGCACUCCGGAAAAGCUUUCAUCAUAAAGGGUUUGAGCAGCCCCGCAGGGAAGUCAAAGAAGAGGAAGUCCUUGGUGAUCUCCAAUCCUAUCCCGUGCAACACAGCUUUCCCAUCUGAUCACGUGUCACUCCAUUCCACAGCCCAAAACGGGAAAACCGCUUUACCCACCUCUCCUGGGCCACAAACUCAAAGCAACGCCGGCGAAAUCGUCGUCGUCGAGGAUGCUAGCGUCCCGACCAAAAGCGGCCAAUCCUCGGAGUCUGACCUGAGUUCCUGUGGCACCAACACACCCAAAAGGCAGUCGGUGUGCGUCAGCGAGCCCGGUGAACCGAGCGCGACGACUGAAAGUCUCGAGGAGGCGGAGGCGGUCGGCGGACUAUCGACGAAUCCGCCGGAUGACUCCGGCGCGGAGAAACUGGAGGAAAGUGCAAGCCAAGCGCCAUCAGAGGAAGAAGCCAAAACCAAUACGACGCCGGUUCCUGCCCCUCGUCUAUCUUUUCGCUCGGAGAAAGGUCCUCCGCUGCCCGCCGGAGAGCAACGGGAGGGGAUCGAAGGCGCAUCGGACAUCAAGGACACGGCGGGCGCACGCGAUGACUGCGACGGCCAUUUCCCACCUGGCUUUCUGUACAAGGGGGUGGCGCUAAAGAGCCACGCAGCGUCUGAAGGUGGCCAGCUCCAGUGUGAACAGGGAGAAAUAAUUCUGGUGUUUGCCGACACGCAGCAGGAAGGCCUGUUGAAAGGAGUUCGGGAGGAGAGCUGGCAACUGCACAGAGAUCUCGAAAAUCACGCUGGAACUUUCUCAGAAGACCUCAUUGGGCCCGUUGAGAAAGAUUGACUUGAUGUUCGCUCCUUCCUCCCAUGAGUAGUUGAGUGAUUCAUGUGUAUACACACACACACACACACACACAUGCGAGCGAGAGCAAAUGGUCCAAAUUGUUUUGGGUGUGGAAGCUGCACAAACAAAUCUUCCAAGUCCUCUGUGAAUACUUCGCAUGUUUUGAUGUUGUAACUUGUGGG